AUGUCUUUUGGAGAAAACUUUGGCUGCCUGGAUAAGGGCGAAUAUGCGCCAUUCGUGCAGUCGAUCACUGCAAUGGCGUCAGAACUUACGUUCAACCAGAUGUCGAAGUACUGGGGGCUCAUGGGAGUAAGGCAGUACUUUACACCUAAAAAGCUUCUUGGCCAGCGCAUGAAGAACAUCAAAACCGCCAUGCAGACAGUACAACGACGCAUUCAAAAUGGCUCCGAACACCGAGAUUUCCUCCACUACAUCCUCUCCGCAAACGAUGAGAAAGGCAUGAGCCCUGCUGAAAUCAACGUGAACGCUUUUUCAAUCAGCAUUGCAGGGUCAGAGUCAACAGCGACUGCGCUCUCCGGUGCUGCUUUCCUUACGCUUACUCACCCGUCCGUGUACACCCGAUUGGUAGAUGAAGUCCGCUCCGCACACUCCAGCAUAGAAGAUAUCACGCUAGCAAGCACACAGAGACUCGCGUAUCUGGACGCAGUCAUUACCGAAACUCUACGCAUGUAUCCGCCAGUUGCAAUUACCAUGCCUCGCCGUGUACCAGUAGGUGGAGAGACAAUCGAAGGCAAAUUCGUUCCUGAGGGCAUGACUGUAGGGGUAAAUCACUAUUCCGCAUACCAUCACCCUGCGAACUUUUACGAGCCGAACAAGUUCCUUCCCGAGCGUUGGCUGACGGACACACGGGACGCACCGCCGUUCGUCAAUGACAACAAAGAAUGCAUGCAGCCUUUCUCUUAUGGACCCAGAAACUGUUUGGGCAAAAACAUUGCGAGAGCUGAGAUGCGAUUACUCUUCGCAAAACUCUUGUUCAAGUUCGACUGGCGACUUGAAGAUGGACAGGAGCAAUGGUUGGAGCAGAAGUUGCAAGGGUUCUGGCAGAAGAAGCCACUUUAUUGCACUCUCAAGCCAGCAGUAAGAGGAUGA
Molecule: messenger RNA, 927 nt
Organism: Parastagonospora nodorum SN15
Lineage: Eukaryota; Fungi; Ascomycota; Dothideomycetes; Pleosporales; Phaeosphaeriaceae
Exons: 1
Coding region: 1-927 (308 amino acids)
Molecular function (GO): heme binding; iron ion binding; monooxygenase activity
Source: RefSeq, a predicted model, not a curated record